This is a messenger RNA of Hibiscus syriacus, 498 nucleotides long. Its product is annotated as dolichyl-diphosphooligosaccharide--protein glycosyltransferase subunit 4A-like. The record is from RefSeq and is a predicted model, not a curated record. Lineage: Eukaryota; Viridiplantae; Streptophyta; Magnoliopsida; Malvales; Malvaceae. The coding region runs from base 112 to 225 and encodes 37 amino acids. The transcript is spliced from 2 exons.
UUCCUCUAAAUCGAUAAUUAGGGCUCCUCCACUCCGGUUUCUGGCUUUACUCGUUCUUUCCAGAGAUCUGGUCGUUGCUUCAGCUCUUUGGCUUUGCCUCGACUCGUGAAGAUGAUUGAUGAUGAACAACUGGGAUUUCUUGCAAAUUUUCUAGGCAUCUUUAUAUUCGCGCUGGUAAUUGCUUACCAUUAUGUGAUGGCCGACCCAAAGUAUGAAGGAAACUGAAAAAAAAUGGGUAUGCAGAAAAAACCAAGUCAUGCAACUUUUAGAUACUUAUAGAUUUUACUUCUACUAUGUACUUAAUUUUGGCAUUUAAUCAAUUUUUCUCGAGAAUUUUGGCUUGUUACCGUUGUUCUCCAUAACUUAUAGGCUUGAUGCUUAUAACUAUUUUCAAUGGCCAAUUGAUAGGAGCCGGAGGGAGCCUUAGAUUUAGGCGAGCAAAUUUUGAUCUGAAAAAUCAAUUCAAUUCUACUCAAAAAAAGAAUUCAAAUAAAAUUU